Ceratitis capitata (Mediterranean fruit fly) is the source of this 5404-nucleotide messenger RNA. RefSeq lists its product as uncharacterized. Gene Ontology annotation, molecular function: calcium ion binding. Lineage: Eukaryota; Metazoa; Arthropoda; Insecta; Diptera; Tephritidae. The transcript has 5 exons. The record is from RefSeq and is a predicted model, not a curated record.
UAAAAGAAUUUUUUUCCAAAAAAAAAAAAUAAAAAUAAAAAAUAAAAAAAAAUGCAACAGUCGCCUCCGCCGUUGGGCGAAAGCCUGCAAAAAUGCAAAAAACAACACUAACACCAACAACACCAACUACUAAGGCAGGCAUGUAUGUGUGUGUAUAACGCAUCAAGAGCCAUUGACCGAUAGCUAACCAUCAUCAGCAGUGAAAUAAUUAUGUUUGCUGACGCGCAAAGGGGGUUAUUCUAGUUCGUGCAAUAACACCAAGUCAUUGGCAAUAAUUGAAUUGAAACCAAAUACCAUAAUUCUGAUGUCAUAUGUUAUUGCGAAGGCGACUGUGACUGCCCCUUUUGCUUUCACUCAUUAUUGGCGGAGUGAUUAACAUUGUAUGUUUGUUUAGGGCUUUCGCGUGUAUGUCGAAUUUAAGAAGUAAUCGAUAUUAAUUAAAUAUUGUGGCACGCAAUGUAGCAAAUAGGCGACGCUCUUACAGCAAAGUGUAAAAUAUAAGCCGAAAUAAUGGGAAAAGGCGUUGAAUAAGUGCCAAAAAUAUUUCGAGCCAAAUAUCUAAAAAAAAUAUCUAUGUAUAGAUUAUUAAAAGAGCAGCAAAAUGUGUGUCUACGUAUAAAAUUAAAAGCAAAAAUAAAUAAAACAAAUUUAGAAAAAUGUGGCAACACACUUUCAGACACCGAUUUAAUUUUUCAACUUUACAGUUGGUGCAUUUUGAGGCUGGCUUAGCAUCUUCGGCCGUCACGAGAAUCGAAAUCAAUAUGUCGAGCUUUAAACGUAGCCAAGAAAAAUAUUAAAUACUAAUUUUAUAAUGUAUAAAAUUAAAUAUAAAUUUAAAAUUAUUUAAAUGUAAAUGUUAAUGUAAAGAUCCAAAUGCUGGUUGAGCCAAAAGCAUUAAAAAUUAAUUAAAUACUUAAAAUUUGAAAAAAAAAAAAAAUUGAAGAGAAAAUAAUAAUUACUUAUAAAAGUGUCAAAAGUGAAUAUACAUCAAACUUUGUUACCUAAUUUCAUAUAAAAUAAAUAAAAAAUAUAAUAAUCAUUUAAUCAAACCCAACAACAAAUAACCACUUCUAAAUACGAAUUACAUUCACUUCGUUGAAGCCAAAAAUAUGUGUUCCACUUAACUAUAAGCAAAACGAAAGGCCAAACGAAGCCUUAAUAAUAGCAAAAUCAACUGCAACAACAACAACAAACUCUCCCCACCAUCACACACUAUGGCCGGUCCACAAGUGCAACACUCACAUUCGCAGCGCCCAAACAGCGCCUACUACAUGGGUUUAAAUGGUGGUGGAGGUGGCAGUGGCGGUGGCGUUAGUGGUCAUCAUGUCGUCGGCGGUGCCGCGCAUACACACACAACAACAGCAACGAGUAUGAGCACAAGUAGUAGCGCGCACACAGGUUUGCAUGCGCUGCGUCAUAUGUCCAACGACAUGGAGUUAAUAUAUCGCGGCAAUAGCUCCAACGCAAGCCAUCAAGCAGCACAAUCCGCUCUGUCAUCGCAUGUCAUCCAGCAACAGCCCACCGUUGUUGCGUCGGGGACAAUAAUGGCGAGCAGCAGUAGCGGCGCUUUAGCUGGUGUUGACAGCGGCGGUCAGAUUGCUGGCAUAGCUAAUGUCGGGCAAGGGGCCAGUGAUGCUUUAAUUGUUCCUUCAAAUGCUGCGUUGAAACGCAACAAUUUGGCGUCGUCCAAAACGGCACAACGCAGUGUGGAAAUUGUCGUCGAUGCGUCGCAAUGUGGCACCGAUGCUGAUGGUGACGGUGACGGUGUGGAUGGUGACGGUACGGACGGCAAGUCAGGAGAUGACGUCGAACAGGGCCGUCGUGUAUCGAGGCAUCGGCGCCGGCCAUUGCAUCGUCGGUUUUUCAAUUACCUGCGAAAUUUGUUUCAAGGCAACGCCGCACAGAAUGAUUCCGAAUUGGAGGAAUUCGAGACACCCGCACGUUAUCGUCCUGAUUCCUUAAGUGCCCUCAGUCGUACAACACGCUUCACCGAGGAUGAGAUUAAACGAAUUUAUCGCGGUUUUAAGGCUGAGUGUCCGACUGGCGUUGUGAAAGAGGACACAUUCAAACUUAUCUACUCGCAGUUUUUCCCGCAGGGAGCCAACCCUACUCUGUACGCACACUACGUCUUCAACACACUCGAUCAGGAUCACAGCGGCAUUGUUAGCUUUGAGGACUUUGUUCAGGGACUUUCGAUAUUGUCGCGGGGCUCUGUGGAGGAGAAAUUACGUUGGACAUUCUCGUUGUACGACAUCAAUGGCGAUGGCUUCAUAACGAGGGAAGAAAUGACUGAUAUUGUGACUGCCAUUUAUGAGCUGAUGGGACGCUUACCGGACGAGUGUCCCGAGGAGGAGAAAAUCAAAUGCAAAGUCGAGCAUAUUUUCCAGAAAAUGGACAAAAAUCGUGACGGUGUAGUAACGUUAGAUGAAUUUCUGGAAACGUGUCGAAAUGACGAAGCCAUAUCACGGUCGAUGUCUGUAUUCGAUUCAGCGUUCUGACCAUAUCCGUUGGAGAAACGAGACGAGAGCACCGGCACGCACCGGCAACGCAAACAACAGUCAUUGGGUAGGGGCAAGGGUCUCAACAGAGGGGGAACUAAUCAUAGUCGCACACGUAGUAGUCGCAAUAGGCGCAAACAAUCAUCAUCACAACAACGUCAAAGUCAAGAGCAAAAAGUAUCACAACAACAACAACAAAUGCCACUGGAUGCGCAGGCGCAGCGCGACAAAUGUAAAAAGCCAGAUAAACGUAAGUCGAAUAAAAAAGUCCUACAAAUACAACUACCCGAUAAAGCACAGCCUCAGUCAGCACAGCCCGAAUCUAAAUUAGAGCAGCAACAACAACAACAGCAACAGCAACAGCACGAACAGCAACAAAUCGAUGCACUAAUAAGCCAAAAUUUAGCCAAUGAUAGCCACAAAACACAGCUGAGCGAAACUCGUUGUACACACAGCGUUGAUACGAUUGUAGCGCAUACUUCCAGCAGCGACACCUCCACUGCCUCCUGCGACAGCGAUAGUGAAGAAGCAGUCAGCGAGAAACUCUCAUCAAUGUGCCAUCACUGCCUUCGGCCACAAAUUGAAUUGCAGCUCCGUCAUCUACGUCCGCAGCAACGACGCCAAUGGAGUCGUCUACUGAAGCGGCAACGGAGCAAACCACGUAACAGUAAAUCGCGUAAAGAGGUUAGUUGGAGCGGUGGCAAAAAUGGCAAUGAUAGUGGGAGACGUGGUGGUGGUGGUGGUGAUAAUGAUGGUGCCGAUGCGAACGCGAUUGACUCCGGCCUUAAUCGUUACGGCGGCGCGAGCGACCAUAACCUGCCACCGAACGUAUAUGCGACCGGUGCACAUUGGUCGCGUCGAGAUAUCAGCGCGGCAGUACGGUAUCGUUGUCCACAGGUGGGACCAAAACCUGCACCAUAUCACUUCCACCAUCCGCAACAACUACACAAUGCAUAUCAGUUGCAACUGUUGCUGCAACAAUGCGAAUAUGUGCCGCCCUCGUACUAUCAGCAUCAGCCACAACAAUAUCAACAACCUUACUGUAGGCACCAAAUGGUAGCACAAAACAGUAACAACGUGGAUUACUACAACACCCCCAUCACCACCACUACAACAACGACAGCAACAGCCGCUACGGCAACAACUAUAAAUAUUGAAUGUGAGUCGCAAACGCAUUCACAAAAACAACAAGUUAGAAAUUUAAGCAUGCAACUAAAUCAAAAAUUUUACUCAACAACAACAACCACUAAAACUGCCACAUCGAGUGGGUGCAGUGAGAAUUGCUACACCAGCAACACCAGCUUAGUAGGGACGACAACGGUAGCCACGGCCAAUCGGCACAUAGUCGCUACGCAGCCGCAACUGCAGCCACAGCCGACAUCUCUGUCCAUUGAACGCGCCACCAGAGGUACUGUCAGUGACAGUGAGUUGCAGUUGCAGCAGCAGCAGACUACGGCCGAAUCGCCGUCACUGGUGAAGGUGCGCGCCUGGUAUACAGUGGCAAAACAGGGUGUCUCCUGCUAAUAAUAGUUUCAUAUUUCCAUCUUUCAACUCAACAACCACGUUUUAAUAGCUUUUUUUCCUUUGCAUUAAAAUCGUCUUUUCUUAAUGGUGUUUUAUUGUUGUGCUUUCUAUUCCAAAGUUGAUUGAAUUGCUAAGAAGAAUCAUUGUUCGCAUUUCGAUUCUAAGAAUUGUUAGAGUUGAGAGAGAUCUGUUCGAGAUGGAAGGUGCUUAGGAGGAUCGGAGUAUAUACCAAUUUGACAUUAGAAACCGUUAACAACUGAAUAGUCGUUGUCAUAAUUCCGUUUUCAAUGUAGCCUACUCUUGCUUUGACCUCCAAUCAAAAUAUUCUCAAAAUAAGUAUUAAAGAACUUUUUCAUUCAACUCAUAGGGAGACUAUUUAGAGCUCCCGCAGCAUCUUCUACAAAGAGCGUAUGUUUGUUACAAAUGUUAUUCAUGCUGACAUUUGUGCUGUAAAAAAUCCAAAAAUUUCCUAAUCAAUUUGCUUAUGAGAAUGAAUCUGAUUGGUCGUGCUCGAGUUGAGUUGAGUUGCUGCUACUGCUGGACAUUACCAGCGCACUUCGGCAAAUAAGCCCAUUGUGAUGUUGCUAUGAGGUUCCUGUGUGCCUUAUAAAGGCAGCGAGGUUUCCAAUUUUCGCUGAGGCUAGCUCUGCGAGACAAUGGAAGAAGUAUUCCCCGAGGAAAUUGUGUCAGGGCUGAACAGUAACAACGGUAGUGCUCAAUAGACUCCUUUUCUACUACGUCGCCACAGCUGCUGCUCAAAUUUGGACGUGCUGAAUUCAUCAAGCUCGUCUGAGAGAGUUUCUCUUUUCAUAGGCUUUCUAUAUCCAAGUACCUAAUUGAUAUAUACUCCUUUCUAUUUCGUCAUCCUCUGCCAAUAUCAAAAACAGCUUCAAGUAAUUUAUUGAAAGCCCCUCUGAAAAUCAAAAUAUGCUUUGAAAUUGGUUCCAACUUGUUUUGUGGUUUCCAUAAUUGCAGCGAUAUCUGCUUGAAAUCGUUUCUCUUCUUCUUUACCGCCUACGAGAUUAAAGCCAUUUCUUUUUCACCUUAUGGCGCCAAUGGCAGACACCAUGGGAAGCCAGGUUCUGCUUCACCUAAUCCUUCUAACGAAAUGUAGGUCUUUUUUUCUGCUUCCAGCAAUGCCCAAUCGUAAUUCGCUCAACCAUGUCAAUGUCAUUUAAUAUCUCAUACAGCUUAUCGUUCCACCAUAAGCAGUACACGUCGCAACCAAAUUGCAAACGUCCUUAAAUCUACCGCAAAACCUUACCCUUGAAAACUCUAAGCGCCGACUCCGCAGCAUAACCAGGAUGGGAAAUUUUUGGCAAAUUAUCGAGUUUUAUUUUUAUUUGUCGGGAGGAGACUUAACUUUUCAAUUGUCUACUCCA